AUGUUCAACAAGCAGACUCUCGCCGCCUUCAUUGGCGCCAUGUCCUUGGCUUCGGCCAGGACUAUCCCCGCCUCCGAUGACAUGCCCUCGUUGGCUGAGGUUGAGGCUGCCGCCGCUAAGGCUGUGCCUUACUCCCCUGUCUCCAAUGUCAAGGGUCUGGCUUUCGACAAGUUCCACCAGAUCUGGUUCGAGAACCAGGACUACAAAACCGUCUCCGAAGAUGCCAACUUUGCUAAGAUCGCAAAGGAGGGUAUCCUCUUGACCAACUACUUUGCCACCACUCACCCUUCGCAGCCCAACUACGUUGCCUCGGCUGCUGGUGACAACUUUGGUAUGGACAAUGACGAUUUCCACCAGAUCCCCGCCAAUGUGUCCACCAUUGCCGAUCUGUUCGACGUCAAGGGCAUCUCUUGGGGUCAGUACCAGGAGGCUCUGCCUUACGCCGGUUACCAGGGAUACAACUUCUCUAACCAGAAGACCUAUGCCAACGACUACAUGCGCAAGCACGAUCCUCUGAUCAUCUUCGAGUCUGUCACCAACGAUGACACUCGUCCCCGUCAGAUCAAGAACUUCAGCUCUUUCUACGAUGACCUUGACAACCACCGCAUCCCCCAGUACUCCUUCAUCACCCCUAACAUGACCAACGACUGCCACGACACUGACAUCGAGGUCGGCGGAGAUUUCCUCGCCAGCUUCCUCCCCCCUCUCCUCAAGAACGAGUACUUCAGCAAGGACACUCUCAUCCUCGUCACCUUCGACGAGACUGGCAACUACACCGAGGAGAACCGCGUGUACAGCAUCCUCCUCGGCGGUGCCGUCCCCGAGCACCUUAAGGGAACCACCGAUGACACCUUCUACACCCACUACUCCAUCAUUGCCUCCCUCAGCGCCAACUUCGGUCUCCCCUCCCUCGGCCGCUGGGAUUGCGGUGCCAACAUCCUCCAGCUCGUCGCUGAUAAGACCGGUUUCGUUAACUGGGAGGUUGACCUCACUGCCGUUCCUAACCUCAUGAACGAGACCUACCCCGGCCCCAUGUCUGAGAACGAGUACUCUGACUACGAGCCUUUCUGGCCCAUUCCCGAGACCGAGCGUGCUUGCAACGCUGGUCACGGUAUUGUUGAUGUUGUCAAGGAGACUUACAACCGUCGCCAGCCUUCUUACAACUACAUCAGCCCUGUCCCCUAUGACCUGCGCAGCAAGUACAACGUUGGUAUUCCUUACUCGCGUACUGUCAACGGAAAGAAGGAGACUGGUAUUACCAACUAA
This is a messenger RNA of Penicillium pulvis, 1266 nucleotides long. RefSeq lists its product as uncharacterized. Gene Ontology annotation, molecular function: hydrolase activity, acting on ester bonds. Gene Ontology annotation, biological process: phospholipid catabolic process. The record is from RefSeq and is a predicted model, not a curated record. The transcript is spliced from 5 exons. The coding region runs from base 1 to 1266 and encodes 421 amino acids. Lineage: Eukaryota; Fungi; Ascomycota; Eurotiomycetes; Eurotiales; Aspergillaceae.